Messenger RNA from Amoebophrya sp. A25, 4126 nucleotides. Lineage: Eukaryota; Dinophyceae; Syndiniales; Amoebophryaceae. The record is from the annotation of a GenBank genome assembly.
CUCAGAGAUAGUCUGGUCGUGCUGUAGCUGUGGGUUGAUGAACACGAUAUUGGCAUCGGAAAACACAGAACUCUACUAGACAAUGACCAAUCCUUGAAAGUCUUACUUAUGAAAUAUCUUGAUGUUUUGAUUGCAUGGUAACUUUCGAUUGUCGACGUGAGUGUUUUCCGUCACUACUGCAUUGACUUGUUGUCCAAUCCACCUCACCUUUUCUGCUUUUUUUUUUCGAUUAGUUCAAGCUUAAGAUAAAAAGGAUGAGUUCUUAGGCACAUACCUCUUGUUAGGCACAUUCAUUCAUUCAUUCAAGACACAUAAUCUGUAUUUCUACAAGAAAAAAUAUGUAAAACAAGACACAUUAUUUUUCGUAAAACAAGACACAUUAUCUACUUCUACAAGAAAAAAUAUGUCUUCGUCUUUCAAAGAUAAGAAGGCUGCGCAGGCUGCCGGUCACACUCAACCGGAAGCGGUCACACUCAACAGUGACAACAUUUACGUUCCUGUGGUUGACCAGUCGUUGAUUGGAUUCCUUCGGGCGGGUGCAGACGUCUACAACAAUGGCGACGAGGCGGCGUCCACUGAGCCUUCGGACAGUUUAUUAUGCUGCUCAUUUAAGAAUUGCUGCUCACAGGAGAUCUUUAUCUAGCUCCGCUUUUGCCUCUUGGAGGAGUCUAUGAUAUGACUUAGCUAUGAGUUCAAAAGAUUCACUCGUGCAGGCAGGACUGCUGUGACGCGGCGUUUAGCCCAGACGAAGGAAUAUAGACCCAGGUCCCAAAAAAAAAAAAAGUAGCCGCCGUCGCCCAUUGAAUGAAUUAGAAGCGGCUAAUAUCCCAACAUGUCGGUCCUCAUAUAGUCACAAGAUAGAGUCUAUUCCUUUCACAUUGUUGGUCAUGGUCGUAAAUCCUUGAAACGUCACAAAGAUCCACAAAGAUCAGAAGGAUGAAGAUCAUCAAAAUGACCAAGAUCGCCAGGCUAAAGGUUACCGGAGCACUAUCCAAACGCCCGACGGGUUUACCGUCGCGCGGGUGUCUCUGGCUUCUCCUCUCUCUCUCGUUUGUGGCUCAAGCCUCUCAACACAGUCAAGGACAAAGCAACACCGGAAAGAUCUCAGAGAUAACUCACAGACCUAAAUGCAUAUGGUUCCAAAGUCAAUGAUCAACAGGCAAAGGACUCUCAACGCAUUCAGAUAGCAGAAAUAACGAAUGUUCAUAGCUGUAACCAGGUUCAUAACGUUUUGGCUGUUCUGAUCAGUUCAAAGAGCAUAAAGAUGAUCGUAUGAAUCAAUGAUGAUAGCAUAGGUGUUCCCAUAUGAAGCAUAUGAAGCUUUCCCCAUGCAACAUGAUACCCCAAUGAAGAAGCUGAGACUUCCUUCCCUUGCAACCCCAAUGAACAUCCACAGGGAUCAAAGCAGCCAGAGAUCAUUAGUCUCAGGCUGUUAGUGCAAUCUGUACCAAACUCAAGCGUUUCUCAAUGAGAAACUAGACGCGACUUAGCAGUCUGUGUUCGAAUGGUCCAACACACAUUAUUGCGAGCUCUCUUAUUUUGUGGUUUUUGUACUAGUUAGGUCAGCUCCGGCAGAGUUAUUGCGAGCUCUAAGUCUCUCGGAUGACGACGCCCUAGACGCUGAAUCUGAAUCAUUGGCAAGCUUUAACGCGGAUGCAGAACGGCAAAAGCUGGAGGAUGAAAAAGACGUCCUAUCCGAUGGCGAAGUAGAGUUCAGAGGGAAUGAUAUUGCGCAGCGAGACGAACGCUUCAAGGAAAAAGAAGUCAAGAGAAAACCGGCGAGAGAGGUAAUAAAUUAUUUAUAUACUGUAUGAGGAUUCUUUUCAUCUCGUGCAAAUAAGAUUCUUGACUAUCUAAGGAUCAACAACAUAUAUACUGUCAUGCAGUAAUACCAAUAGUUGUUGUGGACAUUUUUUCCUUAGCCACGGUACACAAGUAGCUAGACUUCAUCAAGAAGAGCCGGCGGUUGGUAGUGGUUAUUCUACUUGUAUCGCAAAAGAUCAGUGGAUGCAUGUCUACUUGUUGGGUCAUGACUUGGUUACACUCAAAAAAGAACAUCAUGGGUCGCGUACGGGAGCUGUGGGUGUAGUACAGCUCCUGAGGGUUGUAAUCUGGUUUUUCAACAUCAAGUCUAUAAUGUCUACUUAAUACUUUUUGAUCUUGUUUCACAAGGUUCUGAUCGGAAUGAUUGGCUUCACUGAGGAAUUCGCUCGUCACGCUGCGGCCGAGCUGACGAAGCACCCACGACACUUUAGAAAGAUGAAGGAAACGAAGAUUCGCACGCACAAGCGAUUCGAUGUUGCCGACCUAAAGCUGACGAAAAACCGCAAGAGCGUUAUGAAAGGAGAGGACUGGAACUGGGGACAAUUGCGAGAAUUCGUACGCAACAUCACGCGGGCCGAAAAACACAAGCCGAAGGAAAAACCGAAACAAUUUUUGACUUCUGAGAAAUUGGAGAUGGAGAUGCUGCGCGAAGUGAAUGCGAAUGCCGCUAAAGUGGCGAAUCAAGGCUCGUCUGAUUCUUCGGACAUGGAAAAAGACACGAAAAAGUGGCACGAUCCCAGACACGACGCAAAACAACUCGCUGCUGGUCGCGACCGCAUCAAAAAGGAACAUUAAGGCUAGCCAUUUUCCCACCUAUUCCCUAUCCCAUGUGGACUACGCGGAGGAGGACUAUGCUGGACUACGCUCCUGAGCAGCAGAGUCCCCCUUGAUUUUAUUAGCGAGGGAUACUUACUAGUGAAAAACUAGCGCUAAGAACAACGGAAAUUGUUGGAACGAAAACUACGUGACGAAUCCAGUUCGGCUCAUGAGGAAGCGUUGAUGCGCAAGUUUGAGGAGAAGAAGGAGUUCUCACGGCUUCUGGCCCAAGACGGCCUUGAUAUUAUGGCUUUCUUGCAUGAUGUCUGUUUUUGUUGCUUGUUAUAUUCUAGAUGAAUACUUUGUAGAGCUUAGAAGAUGAAGCUAGGAGCAGUGUCCUUCAUUUGAUAUUUUGUUUGGUCCUGAUGCAUGCAGAAGGGAGGUGCUAGACAGUUACCUGUAAGAAAUUGAAUUUCAAUCUAUCGUUUAGCAAAAGAAGCAAUAAAAAAGCUGAAGAAGCUAAGUAAGGCUGUAAUUGCAAAUACCUCCUGUUAGGCACAUUCAUUCAUUCGUUCAUUCAUUGAUUUGGGCCGACAGCCACAACUCAGUUCUAAUUCUUUGCUUGAUUUGACUCCCGAGCAAAAAGUGGACUAUGAAAGAAGGGCAAUGGAAACGGUGCGUGAGGCCUUUUUGGAACGUGCUACUGAGGGGGCGGGUGGCGGUCUCCGCGGUGCUUUGGAAGAGCGACUUCAGGCGAAAAUGGCUGGAAACGAUAAUUAAGGUUACCAGGGGGCUAAAGGUGUUCCUGUUACCGUUCGUUUUGCCUUUCUAAAGGGGGAAGUAAAGGCAUAGCGAACGGGAUAAUUGAAGACGAACAUCAAGAGCCUACCUCCAAGAUAACAAAGGAGCAGCGACAGGAGCAGCCUCGUCAUCAGGGAGAUCCUCUGCUGUGGAACAGAUGGCUGCGAGAGCGAGCACCAAGGCUAAAAACAAGAGCCUUUUCGCGAAGUGAGUACAACUAGGAGGCUAACAAGAAAGCAUGGUUUCUUCGCGAAGUUAGAAAAUCAACGGAGUAGAAUAUGCACGAAAGUAAUUAGAUAGACGUGAAGGGUAUGCAUUAACAUAAGUACUCAGUUAUAACAUGCGGAGACUAAGGAAGAUGAUGGUCGAUGAAGAUAUUGAUUAAGAGCAGAAAUAGAUGACAAUCGUGAUGAACAUACUUGGUGAAUCACGAGCAAAUAUGAUGAGCUGUUUUUAUAGAGAUAUUUUCCGACGUAGUGUUGUGUCUUUUUUCCAACUUAUAAGAUAGGAUCAUGAUUGGGAAGUGUUAGUUGCCUAGUAGGUAAAAGUACCUAGUAUCCAUAACCAUAUCCUCCCUUUGCCUCUAUGUCAAUGGUUUCUCGUGAUUAUAUCCCAGUAUGUGAUAGAUAAGUUGGGACCACGGACGAAGAUGAAGUGCAUGACUUUUACUGAUGGUACUCAGAAGUAAUUGUUUUUGAACAGCAAAAGGUGGUAGUUUUUUCUCCAAAUUAGAAGUACCGCAAGG